Molecule: messenger RNA, 1353 nt
Organism: Condylostylus longicornis
Lineage: Eukaryota; Metazoa; Arthropoda; Insecta; Diptera; Dolichopodidae
Gene: scf
Product: calumenin-A
Exons: 1
Coding region: 171-1127 (318 amino acids)
Cellular component (GO): endoplasmic reticulum
Molecular function (GO): calcium ion binding
Source: RefSeq, a predicted model, not a curated record
AAAAAUUUGCUGAGCAACGUCACUUAUAAUCUUUCAUUCUUAUUAUUCGGUAUUCGGAAAUUUAAAUGAAGUGUUUAUUCCGGAAAAAUUAAGUGCCAAUAACUUGAGGCGGAUAUUUUCGUUUCAAUAUUUUUAGUUCGUAAAAGAUUUUGCAUAAAAUUUUUAGAGAAAUGUUUUUGAAAUACCAUUUAAGUUUAUUACUUAUAUUAUUUAUAAUAAAAUAUGUAGCUUCAAAACCGGAAAUCGUUCCUGAUUUACAUAAACAGCAUUUAAAUGCUGAGCAUCAUGAUUUACAAUAUGAUCAUGAUAAAUUCUUAGGCGAAGAUGAAUCUAAAGUAUUUGAUAGCCUUCCGCCUGAAGAAAGUAAAAGACGCUUGGGAGUAAUUGUUGACAAAAUUGAUACUAAUAAUGAUGGUUUUGUGGAAACUGAAGAAUUAAAAAAAUGGAUCCAGUACACACAAAGACGUUAUAUAGAUGAUGACGCCACACGUCAAUGGAAACAACAUACCUUUGAUAGAGAUAAAAAUGGAACAAUAUCGUGGGAAGAAUAUAAAAAAAAUACUUAUGGUUUUAUGGAUGAUAUGGACCCUAGGGAUAUUGAGAGAGAAGAUGAUGGAUUUUCUUAUAAAACUAUGUUGAACCGUGACCGAAGAAGAUGGGCUGCGGCUAGUACGGGCGAUGGUGAAACAUUAACAUUUGAAGAGUUUACUGUUUUUUUGCAUCCUGAAGAUGUUCCUAGAAUGAGAAAUGUUGUUGUGUUAGAAACACUUGAAGAUAUAGAUAGAGAUAAAGACGGAAAAAUUUCCGUUGAUGAAUAUAUUGGUGAUAUGUAUAAACACAGUGAAAAUGAAGAAGAACCUGACUGGGUAGUUAGUGAACGCGAUGUAUUUAAAAAGUUUAGAGAUCAUGAUGGCGAUGGUUUUUUAAAUAAAGAAGAAAUUCAUGAAUGGAUUACACCAAAAGAUUUUGAUCAUGCAGAAGCUGAAGCAAAACAUUUGGUUUUCGAAGCUGAUACAAAUGAGGAUAAUCGUUUAACAAAAGAUGAAAUACUUGAUAAAUAUGACUUGUUUGUUGGAUCUCAAGCAACUGAUUUUGGGGAGGCCUUAACCAAGCAUGACGAAUUUUAAUUUUUAACUUCUAUUUUUUUAAACUAAACUAUUCUUAAAUCUCUCAAAUAUAAGUACAUAUAUGUAUGUUUAUGUACACGUCUUUUUUUAUAUGUAACUAAUUUUAAUGAAAUUUUUAUAAUAUUCCAAAGAACAAAAAUAUUAAAACAACUAACUCAUUUUUAUAAAUUGAUAUUUUAAGUUUAGAUAUUAUGAAAAUAUAUUACACAAGCGUUUAAAAUUACAA